Molecule: messenger RNA, 3498 nt
Organism: Striga hermonthica
Lineage: Eukaryota; Viridiplantae; Streptophyta; Magnoliopsida; Lamiales; Orobanchaceae
Source: the annotation of a GenBank genome assembly
AUGGCCUCCAAAUCAUUUAAAGCCACGUCAUCCAACCUCUCCAUGUCAUCCGACACGGGCCCCGAGGGCAUCCCGGGAGGCGGCAAGCCUCCUCUUCCCCCACACGUCACCUUCGCCCGACGGACCCCUUCCGGCCGCUACGUCAGCUACUCACGAGAUGACCUAGACAGCGAACUCAGCUCCUCCGAUUACCUCAACUACACUGUCCACAUUCCCCCGACACCCGACAACCAGCCCAACAUCGACCCGGUGGCCCAACGGGUCGAGGAGCAAUACGUCUCAUCCUCCCUCUUCACUGGUGGGUUCAACUCCACAACCCGGGCCCACCUCAUGGAUCGGGUCAUAGACUCCGAAUCUCCCCUCCACCCUCAGAUGGCCGGGGUCAAAGGCUCGUCGUGCUCGGUCAAUGGCUGUGAUGGAAAAGUGAUGAGCGACGAGCGGGGAAACGAUAUCCUCCCGUGCGAGUGUGACUUUAAAAUCUGUCGGGAUUGCUAUUUGGAUGUUCUGAAAACCGGGGAGGGGAUUUGCCCUGGGUGUAAAGAGGAGUACAAGACGACCGACCCGAAUGAGGUCAUGGAUGGGUGGGCCGGGUCGUUGCCCCAGCUGCCAGGCCCACAAGGGGGUUCGUCGAGGGUGGUCGAGAGGAGGCUGUCGAUAAUGAGGUCGACUAAGUCCGGGCUGAUGAGGAGUGGGACAGGGGUUGACUUUGACCAUAACAGGUGGCUUUUCGAGACUAAAGGGACGUAUGGUUAUGGGAAUGCCAUCUGGCCAAAGGAGAAGGGUGAUGUGGACGAUGAUGAGAAUCGUGGUGGUCGUGUUGAUGCUGAGGCGCCCGGUUUGAUCAGCAAGCCGUGGAGGCCGCUCACUCGGAAGCUGAAGAUUCCGGCUGCCAUCAUCAGCCCUUACAGGCUUCUAAUCUUGGUCCGAAUGAUCGUCCUCGGCCUCUUCCUCACGUGGCGAAUCCAGCACCCAAACAACGACGCCAUUUGGCUGUGGGGAAUGUCCGUUGUCUGCGAAAUUUGGUUCACAUUCUCUUGGAUUCUCGACCAGCUCCCAAAACUCUGCCCCGUGAACCGAGCCACCGACCUCAACGUGCUCAAGGAAAAAUUCGAGACCCCAAGCCUUAACAACCCCACUGGAAAAUCGGACCUUCCUGGCAUAGACAUCUUUGUCUCGACCGCCGAUCCGGACAAGGAGCCGCCACUUGUCACGGCCAACACCAUACUGUCCAUACUGGCGGCCGAUUACCCGGUCGAGAAGCUAGCUUGCUAUGUUUCGGAUGAUGGAGGGGCACUUUUGACAUUUGAGGCCAUGGCCGAAGCCGCCAGCUUCGCGAACUUGUGGGUCCCGUUUUGCCGUAAGCACAGCAUCGAGCCGAGGAAUCCCGAGAGCUACUUUAAUUUGAAGAAGGAUCCUUACAAGAAUAAGGUGCUUAAGGAUUUCGUGAAGGAUAGGAGACGCGUGAAGCGAGAGUAUGACGAGUUUAAGGUUCGGAUUAAUGGGCUGCCCGAGUCUAUUAGGCGGCGGUCUGAUGCGUACCAUGCUCGGGAGGAGCUCAGGGCCAUGAAGGAACAGAGGAGGCAGAUAAAGGAAGACGAGCCGGUUGAGGUAGUGAAAAUUAAUAAGGCGACUUGGAUGGCCGACGGGACACAUUGGCCCGGGACUUGGUUGAGUCCUUCGGCUGAUCACUCGAAGGGUGACCAUGCUGGAAUAAUUCAGGUCAUGUUGAAGCCGCCAAGCGAUGAGCCUCUAUGUGGCUUGCCUGAGGAGCCCCGUGCAAUGGACCUAACGAGCAUCGACAUCCGACUACCAAUGCUCGUGUACGUGUCCCGAGAGAAGCGCCCGGGCUAUGACCACAACAAGAAGGCGGGCGCUAUGAAUGCCCUCGUUCGGGCCUCGGCUAUCAUGUCAAACGGGCCCUUCAUCCUCAACCUCGACUGUGACCACUACAUCUACAACUCCCAAGCCAUGCGCGAAGGUAUGUGCUUCAUGAUGGACCGUGGAGGAGACCGCAUUUGCUACGUCCAAUUCCCCCAACGUUUCGAAGGAAUCGACCCUUCCGACCGAUACGCCAACCGCAACACAGUCUUCUUCGACGGCAACAUGCGGGCCCUCGACGGGCUCCAAGGCCCGGUCUACGUCGGCACGGGCUGCCUCUUCCGCCGGGUCGCCCUCUACGGAUUCGACCCGCCCCGGUCCAAAGAACACAGCCCGGGCUUCCUCAGCAUGUGCUGCUUCGGCGGAAGACAGGCCCGGGCCGGGCCCACCGGUAUUCCGGAGGAGAAUAAGGCUUUGAGGAUGACAGGUGGCGGCGACUCGGACGACGAUGAGUUGUUCUCGGGCGGGCUCUCGCUCGCCCCGAAAAUGUUUGGCAACUCGAAUCUCCUCAUUGACUCCAUCCCCGUGGCCGAGUUCCAAGGCCGCCCACUCGCCGACCAUCCUUCGGUGAAAAACGGGCGCCCACCGGGAGCCCUAACCGUCCCGCGGGACCCCCUCGACGCCUCCACCGUGGCCGAGGCUAUAAGCGUCAUUUCGUGCUGGUACGAGGAUAAAACCGAGUGGGGCCAACGGGUCGGGUGGAUUUACGGGUCGGUUACUGAAGAUGUUGUCACGGGUUACAGAAUGCACAACAGGGGUUGGAGGUCGGUUUACUGUGUCACCAAACGGGACGCUUUUCGAGGAACCGCGCCCAUCAACCUAACCGACCGGCUCCACCAGGUGCUCCGUUGGGCCACGGGCUCGGUCGAGAUCUUCUUCUCCCGAAACAACGCGUUCCUUGCCAGCUCGCGCAUGAAGGUCCUCCAGCGUGUCGCAUACCUCAACGUCGGGAUUUACCCCUUCACCUCGGUUUUCCUAAUCGUCUACUGUUUCCUUCCGGCCCUGUCCUUAUUUUCCGGACAGUUCAUCGUUCAGACACUGAACGUCACUUUCUUGGUCUACCUCCUGACAAUAACCGUCACUCUGUGCGCGCUGGCUGUCCUCGAGGUCAAGUGGUCAGGAAUCGAGCUCGAGGAGUGGUGGAGAAACGAGCAGUUCUGGCUCAUCGGUGGCACGAGCGCACAUUUAGCCGCGGUUUUUCAAGGCCUGCUCAAGAUCGUGGCAGGUGUCGAAAUCUCCUUCACGCUGACUUCGAAAUCGGGAGGCGAAGAUGAAGACGACGAGUUUGCUGACCUGUAUGUGGUGAAGUGGACUUCUCUUAUGAUACCGCCGAUUGUGAUUAUAAUGGUGAACAUGAUAGCGAUUGCUGUCGGGCUCAGCCGAACUAUAUACAGCGUGAUACCACAGUGGAGCCGUUUAUUGGGAGGCGUUUUCUUUAGCUUUUGGGUUUUGGCACAUUUGUACCCGUUUGCGAAGGGGCUGAUGGGGAGAAGGGGAAGAACACCGACUAUUGUGUUUGUUUGGUCGGGGCUUAUUGCCAUUAUUAUCUCGCUUUUAUGGGUGGCGAUUAAUCCGCCAGAGGGGGCGAACCAGAUCGGGGGCUCGUUUCAGUUUCCGUGA